UACGUAUAUAUGUACGUAAAGCAUAGAAAAACAAGCAGAGAAAAAUGAACGAAUGAAGAAACAAGAAGAAAAUUAUCUUUGUUUCUUGUUUUAUAAUAUAUCCUUGUAUCCGUCAGCUUCGUCAUUGUGCUUGAUUGGACAAUGAAUUUUCAACACGAAUGAAACAAGGUUGAGUUGUCGAUUGAACAAUUUUGCAUAUAGAUCAGACGUUUUUCAGUGAUUUUUAAUGCCUGGUCCGAAUCUCGCAAGAGUCUAUGUAUCCUAGCUUCGAGAGAAUGAAGUUACGAAGAGACAGAAGAAAUGAACAAAAAAAGAAAAAAAGAAAGAAAAGAAAAGAAUCUUAAAAAAUGAAGAAAAUCACCUAUGGGAAGAUAAACGAAUGAAUGAAUUUUACAUACAUAUACAUACACACACGCAACAAGAAAAAGUGGAUCAACGAUGUGUAACAAAACUUUUCGGCACAAGAUAUAAAUGUCAACAGGACAUUGGUAUCGUCCUGAUCAUGGAAUCUUCAAGUUUUAUCUUAGCAACUGUGCGAUUGGUCCAACUGGAUCAAAAACAGACUCGUGAAACAGAAAUUAAUCGUGAGAGUUCUUACGAGCUCUAACAUACUCGGCAUAAAAACAUAGAGUGCUCGAUAUUCAUGCGCUCUCGCCUAAAAACAAAAAAGAAGAUAAAGAAAGAAGAAGAAGAAGAAGAAGAAGAAGAAGAAGAAGAAGACGAAGAAGAAGAAGAAAAACCAUUACCGUUCAUUUACAAGCCAUGUAUGACGUUACCAGAUGAAGUUGAGAAAGAACCAGAUAUCGAGCACACUCUAGCGAUCAUUAAACCAGAAUCAAUGAUUUACAGAAGACAAAUCGAGCAACGAAUAUACGAGGAAGGUUUUGAAAUAUGUCAAACGCGUUGGUUACAAUUAACACCCGAGCAAGCGUCUGAUUUUUAUUCAGAUCAUUACGGACAAGCCUGGUUUGCUCAUCUCAUUGCUUACAUAUCUUCUACUCCAAUCAUAGUAUUCAUGCUAGCCAAGCAUCAUGCUAUUCACGAUUGGAGAUUUAUUAUGGGUCCCAUGAAAAUCGCAGAAGCUCGAUUAUAUUUUCCCGACAGCCUAAGAGCAAAAUAUGGUAUAAGAGGUGAAGAUUUUAAAAACGCAGUACAUGGAAGCUCGACUCGCGAAAAUGCUGAGAAAGAAAUACAUUUUUUCUUUCCCGAAACUGUGAUCGAACCUUUGCUGGUAGGCCAGUCACUCAUUGAAUAUUUGUGGGAAACGAUUAACCCAAUUCUGACGGAAGGUCUAACUCUGUGCUGCAAAUUGAAACCAGCCGAUCCCUUAUUAUGGCUCGCUCAUUGGCUCAUAUUAAACAAUCCUAACAAGCCACGAUUACCCGAAGACUUAGCAUUGAUUCCAACAUAAAAAACGCAAACGAAAAGUCACGUAAAAUAUCCUUUCCAAAAAGGAAAAAACAGAAAAAUAAAGAAUGUUAUUAUCUUACCUACGAG
Molecule: messenger RNA, 1497 nt
Organism: Vespula pensylvanica (western yellowjacket)
Lineage: Eukaryota; Metazoa; Arthropoda; Insecta; Hymenoptera; Vespidae
Product: nucleoside diphosphate kinase homolog 5-like
Exons: 5
Coding region: 644-1411 (255 amino acids)
Biological process (GO): GTP biosynthetic process; UTP biosynthetic process; CTP biosynthetic process
Molecular function (GO): nucleoside diphosphate kinase activity
Source: RefSeq, a predicted model, not a curated record